AUGGGUAGUGGUGUAAAUGCACGGGAAUCUGAGAAUACGAUGCGUAAAACUGUUGAGUACCUUUAUAAUCCAAAUAGUGGGGCUGAAGCUAUGCGAAUAGGAUAUGAGUUAUUACAGCAAAAUAUAAAUACCGCUUGGGAUGAACUUGAUUGUGUAGCUUAUACAAGUACAGUAGAAGCAAGCAUAUCUUUUAAAAAGACUGAUUAUUUUGAUGCAGUUAUAGGAAUUACAAAUAUUGUAACUCUAGUUAAUGUUGAAGCCUUUAUUCAGAUGAUAUUUCAGAUUCAUGAUUGUAAAAAGCGCAUACUAUCCCUCUAUUAUCAAAAAAAUUCUAAUGAGCUUUUUCACCCAGCAGGUUAUAAAAAUAUUCGUAUUGAACUUGAAAAUGCUAGGCCUAAUAAUUUACCUACAGCAAUAAGAGAGCAUU
Messenger RNA from Funneliformis geosporum, 427 nucleotides. Lineage: Eukaryota; Fungi; Glomeromycota; Glomeromycetes; Glomerales; Glomeraceae. The record is from the annotation of a GenBank genome assembly.